AUGACUGACCACGACUCUGCCUCUGAAUCUGACACCAGGAAGCAGCCUCCGUUGAGUCAGGAGGAGGUGACAAUCCUAGAGUCCUACAUUGAGCAAUGGGACUCAGCUGAGCCAUCGGAACGAAAGAGGGUCUCCAAAGCAGCUGCAACCGAGGCUCGGACGAAGGCUCCAGUGAUGUCUAUAAGACUACUGAAGGAUCGGAAAGUGGCCUACGAGGCAUGGUUCCGAAGCCAAGGGACAAAGAGGAAGCCAUCGAAACCUCCUAUCAAGAUAGGGCAGAAAUGGACUGAACGAAGUGUGGUAGACACGCUCCGGAAAAAGGAACUGUUGGAAAAAAUUCAGGACGAGACUGGAGCCAAGCCUGGUACAAAAGAGAUGAUCAACCACUACACCAAGCAGCUUAACCAGCUCAUUGCAUCCUUGUCACCGGAUGAGCUCCAAGAAGCCAAAGAGACGGCUGAAUUAUGGAACCGUCAAGGUGUUCCGGACGACGUCAAGGCCGACAUUGCUAGGAAAAAAGGCGAUGAUAUGAUUCAUCAUUUCGCAACCGAGAUGUGGAACCGUGCGGGAAUGAGGGUCUUCAUUGUAUCUGCCUGGAAAAAUGAGGAGGGUAAGAUCCAUGUCGCCGGUCACGACUAUAACAAUGAAUAUGGCGGUGCAGACUCUUUCAUGAAGACUCAUAACUGGGAUACCAUUUUGCCGGAAUGGGAUUCCUAUGCCGAGAGCGCAUUCGACGGUAACUUGGACGGAGAUGCUGUUGUCACCAGGAAGAAGGGUCGACAGGACAAGACUUAUAUUCUUCAGCUGGGCGAUGACGGAUAUCCCGUGCUCCCUGCAUGCGAUUCUGUGGAUCUAGAUACGAACGGGAAAUGUUGUGGAGAUCCAAAAAUUGCCAUUCCAUGGAAGUAUGUGAUACCCAGAUACACCGAGAUCAUACCUGCGGAAUGUCUUCCCGAAGGCCACAGUCUUGCAGAGCCAUCGAAGCUAAAGCAGGUUCAUGCCACUCAGCUGCUACAAUUCUGGUACAACCGACAAGAGGAUGGCGAAGCGCACGUAUUGGAAUUCAUUGGUUGGUGGGAUAAUGAUAAGGAGGAUAUGGUGCUGGCAGCCGACAUUGAUGUACCAGUGAGGAAGCCAACAGCAACAACCCGACAACCCAAGCAGAGGUCGCAGUCCCGGAACCGGAUCCGGGAGCAACCUGAACAGCAGUCUACCAAAGAAAUAUCAGCAUCGCGUCCAACUACCAAGAAAACGCAGAGUUCCAAAACAACUCAAAGAAAGGGAGCUAGCUUGCCGCAUCGUUCACGGAAGGGUAGAGGACCUGAGUCAUCUGCUGAUGAAGUCAACGACCAACCGAUCACCACUGCUGAGUCUGUUGACGGAUUGGACGACUCCGAGGAUGAGAUUCCGAGUCAGCACAAAGCGACCAAGUCUACAGGGAAGAGCAGGCGCCGGGUAUCCAUGAGUAGCAGCAACGACACAAGCAGCGAUGAUGAGCAACCCGGAAAGUUUGUCGACACCGGCAAAAGAACCAAUAAGGAUGUUCCUGCAUCUCCUAGCACGCCCGCUACAGUAAAUAUCCGGCCCAACAAGAUGAGGACAGCGGUAGAACGCCCGCAGAAUGCUGUCCGCAAGCGUGGCAGGAAAGGCGUCGGGCUUGAAUCUUCUGCAACAGCCGCAGAACGCACAGCCAGUGCACCCGGGGUACAGGUCAAACGGCCUGCACAGGUGGUCAAUACUGCUGAUGUUAUCCCAGCAAAAACCCGAGUUCACAAAAGGACUGCCGAAGAAUCAUUGGAAAGGUCUCCCACAAAACGGACGAGGCGUCAAGCGGCAAUGGAACAGGACAAGGGAAUUGCGAGACAGGCUGGUAAAAUGGCAGGGAAGAAACAAGUUACUGAACAGGCUACCGAUGGGUCUCCCUCGAAACGGACCAGGAGCAAAACGUCACAAACCGGUGCGGGUAAACGUGCCCGGAAGCCCAACUCUCGGUACAACGAUUAUGUAAAACCUUGA
Molecule: messenger RNA, 2016 nt
Organism: Suillus fuscotomentosus
Lineage: Eukaryota; Fungi; Basidiomycota; Agaricomycetes; Boletales; Suillaceae
Exons: 5
Coding region: 1-2016 (671 amino acids)
Source: RefSeq, a predicted model, not a curated record